AUGAUGUCUAUUGAUCCCCAUCAUCCUCUUAUAAUAGACAACAUCUCAGCUCUACUGAACUCCACAAUUGAUCUCACCAACUUGUUAUUCAAGCUUACGGAUUAUGAUGGUAUCCAAUAUGUAAUUUCUGGCCAAAACACUGAUUCUUUAUGCUUCACAGUUCUAGCACCUCAGCUGGCUUCAGUUGGAGAAGCAGGAGGAUAUGAAUCAAUACAACUAAACUACCCAGGUUUCCCAAUUGCAAUAGACGAAGGCAGCUACUCAAUCCUGAUUGACCGAUCUCAGCUUCCUGAUCCCUCUUUAGGUGAAGAAAGAAAACUCCGAGCCAAUGAUAUUGCCAAUAAAUUCAGCAUGUUCAGGACUCAUUUCUUGUCAGGGCCGUUUAUAAAAGCCUUAAAAAAUGUAAAAUCAGGCACCGCUUUCCAACCAAAAGAAGUUUUAAUUAGGCCCAAUGAAAAAUUGUGGGUGAUCCCUGGAGAAAACAGAGUGAAUUUUAUUUUUCAGGUCAAUUUUUCUGACCAUACUGAUGGGUCAUUGUCUAGAGUAUUUUUACAAGAAUUUGUAGAGGCAAAAAGGCAGGUCCCGAACUCUCCUGUGAUCACUUUUUCACAAAAUCCGCCUGAAGCAAUGUCAAUGUUUAAAGGGGCGACUUUGCCGUCAACUAUAGGGUUUUUGUGUAUAACAGUAUUGAAGGAGCAGAUUAGACAAGAAGCUGAAACUGGGCAGUGGCUAGCUGGGCUUAAGCAGUACUUGACUUAUCAUCUUCACGCAUGCAAAACGUAUCUUCAUAUGAGAAUGAGGAAAAAGACUGAAGGACUGCUUAAAGUACUGAAAAAUGCAGUUCCUGAUAAGCUUGAAGAGAAGACAUUUAGAAGAGUAUUAAUAUUAAUUAUAGGCUGGCUGCUGCCUAUUGGUAUAGCAAUCAAGGAGAUUUAGAGGGUUCAUCCGCUUUGUGAUGCCGUCUGUCAAGCUGGGCGGAUUAAGAUGAUUUCUCCAGCGAGAAAAGGAUCUAUACCACCUUGCUCCUCCUUCAGCCUCUAACGUCAUGGAUAUCGGAAGUGUUUGCUCCUCCUGCAUCUCCUUCUGCCUUGCGUCUCAACUGUUUGAGCAGGCGGUGCUUAAGUUGUACGAAGGUUAUCCGUACAAAAAUCCUGACUCUCGGCAAAAAGGAAAAGUUUUAAGCUCAGGACGUAGCUCCUGAUUUCAUACUAGAGACUAGCCCAAUUGGUUAAACCUUGCCGGGCUUCCCUUUUCAUCCCAAGCUCUUCCUUUACUUCGAGGUAAAUCCAACUCUGAAAAAGGACUUAGGUUGGACUUCAAGCUCUCCUGGAAUUGCUUGCCUAGCAUUGUGUCCAUUUUUGAGUUGGCAAAACCUUGCCGGAUAUAAUUAAAAAUAUGCUCAAGGCUCCAUGGCCUCCCAGCCAUGCCCAGACCAAGACGCCAUAUUUAAUUAUAUACAUUUAGAAGAGUCAGAGCAGCUAAAACAAGAAGAGAAGAAAGUAAAAUUGUCUACAACUUUAAUUAUAAUUUCCUAUGAUUUUUAUAUAAAAAUUUUAAAAUAAUUAAUAGAAUCUAAAUAUUCAAUAAAAUCUGGGAUAA
Molecule: messenger RNA, 1599 nt
Organism: Blepharisma stoltei
Lineage: Eukaryota; Ciliophora; Heterotrichea; Heterotrichida; Blepharismidae
Source: the annotation of a GenBank genome assembly